Molecule: messenger RNA, 4206 nt
Organism: Harmonia axyridis
Lineage: Eukaryota; Metazoa; Arthropoda; Insecta; Coleoptera; Coccinellidae
Product: synaptojanin-1
Exons: 1
Coding region: 231-3542 (1103 amino acids)
Biological process (GO): synaptic vesicle endocytosis; phosphatidylinositol dephosphorylation
Molecular function (GO): phosphatidylinositol-4,5-bisphosphate 5-phosphatase activity
Source: RefSeq, a predicted model, not a curated record
ACCCUGAUUUUACGUCGUUCAAAAUAGAAUGGCCAUAAAAUUGGUUAAAAAGAAAACUGAUUAGAAAUAGACGUCAGUUUUCUAGGUUAAGUAGGCGUAAAUUGUCAAACAGUGAUAUUGGAAAAUAUAGGAAACACAAAUAACAGUAAAACUAAACGUGAGAAAAAUCAGCCAGUUAAAACAAUAGAUGUUUCCUUCGGCAGAAGAAUAAUGUUUUAAAGCCGACCAAAAUGGCUAUGCACAAAGGAUUUCGCGUAUUUGAAAAAUCGAAGCCCCCAAGUCCGUACAGUAUACUUUUGGAACGAAAGGGAAAAGAAGAGACUUUGCUUUUCGAGUCACAAGCAGUUGCUGUGUUGUCAGCUCAAGAAACAGAAGCCGUUAAAAAACAGUAUACUAAGAUUUCAGAUGGUUAUGGAUGUUUGGGUGUUCUACAACAUUAUUCUGGAGAAACCACAACUCUGUAUCUGGUUAUCAUCACCAGUUGUUUCUCAGUGGGUAAAAUUGGGGAAUCUGAAAUAUUCCGCAUUACCCAAACACAAUUUGUUCCUUUAAAUUAUCAACAAGGCGAUGAUAAAAUUGGGGAGGUGAGAAAAUUACUCAAUUCAGGUACAUUUUACUUUUCCCAUUCUAGUGGUACAUCUCCACCCCUGGAUCUCACAUUAUGUGAACAGAGACGGCAAAAAACGAAUUCUACUGAUCAUCGAUUUUUCUGGAAUCGCAUGCUACAUGUACAUCUAGUUCGUUUCAGUGUUGAUUGUUCAUCUUGGUUGGUUAAAGCAAUGUGUGGAUCAGUUGAAAUAAGAACAGUGUAUGUAGGACACAGAAAAGCCUUAGCAGCUGUUAUUUCACGGCUGAGUUGCGAAAGAGCUGGAACUAGAUUUAAUGUUAGAGGUACAAAUGAUGAAGGCCAUGUCGCUAAUUUCGUUGAAACUGAGCAGGUUAUAUAUUUAGACAAUGAGAUCAGUUCAUAUCUUCAAACCAGAGGUUCGGUACCCUUGUUUUGGGAACAACCAGGAGUUCAAGUAGGAUCUCAUAAAGUUAGAAUGUCUAGAGGUUAUGAAGCUUCUAAAUCAGCAUUUGAUAGACAUAUGAAGAUCAUCAAAGAACGGUAUGGUAAACAAAUAAUUGUAAACUUAUUAGGGACAAGUCUUAUAGGAAGCAAAGAAGGGGAAGCUAAUUUAAGUCAGGAAUUUCAAAAACACCAUAGAGAAUCUAUACAUACCGAUAUUCCUCAUAUAGUUUUCGAUUAUCAUCAAGAAGUUAGAGGUGGUAACCAGACAAGUUUACUGAAAUUGAGAGCAAAACUCGAUCAAUAUCUCCAAGAUUAUUCUUAUUACUACACUAACAGUGGCGUAAUAUACAAUCUCCAAAGUGGCACAAUAAGAACAAAUUGUUUAGAUUGCUUAGACAGAACAAAUUGUGUUCAAACAUUCCUUGGACUGGAAAUUUUAGCUAAACAAUUACAAUCCAUGCAAUUAGUGGAUAAAAAGCAGACUAUAUCAAGAUUUGAGGAAGUCUUCCGCCAGAUGUGGAUCAAUAAUGGUAACGAAAUAAGCAAGAUCUAUGCUGGGACUGGGGCUAUACAAGGUGGCUCUAAGCUCAUGGAUGGAGCUAGAUCAGCUGCAAGAACCAUACAGAAUAACUUACUGGAUAAUUCGAAACAAGAAGCCAUAGAUAUUUUGUUGAUGGGUUCGACCUUGUCUUCGGAGCUGUCAGACAGAGCACGCACCCUACUUCCUUAUAAUACACUACAUGCCCCUCCGCAUGUUUUGAGAGAGAUGUGCAGACGAUUCACUGAAUAUACAGAACCGAUUAAAUUGAGAAUUUCAGUAGGAACCUACAAUGUGAACGGAGGAAAACAUUUUCGUAGUGUAGUGUUUAAAGAUAUUCAACUAUCAGAUUGGUUGCUGGAUGCACAUAAAGGUUCAAUUCUUGUCGAUACUAAUCCGAACGAGAAAGAUUUAUUGAGACCUGUUGACAUUUUCGCUAUAGGUUUUGAAGAAAUUGUGGAUCUGAAUGCUUCGAAUAUAGUUAAUGCAAGUUCUGAAAAUGCCAAGUCUUGGGCAGUCGAACUUCAAAAAGUUCUUUCGCGGGAUGUACCAUAUGUCCUUCUUACUUACCAACAAUUAGUGGGAGUUUGUUUAUACAUUUAUGUCAGACCAGAGCAUGUUCCGUACAUCCGUGAUGUAGCGGUGGAUUCAGUUAAAACGGGCAUGGGUGGACAUACUGGAAAUAAAGGAGCUGCAGCAAUACGUCUAGUUUACCAUGCUACCUCUCUUUGUUUUGUCUGCGCUCACUUUGCUGCAGGUCAGAGCCAGGUCAAUGAAAGAAAUGCCGAUUACAAUGAGAUCACAAGAAAAAUCAACUUUCCUAUGAGUCGUUCGUUAAACUCUCACGAGUAUCUCUUCUGGUGUGGUGACUUCAACUAUCGCAUCGAUUUGGAUAAAGAUGAACUGAAAGAGUUGAUUAAAUUGGAGGAUUAUGAAACUAUUCUCCAAUCGGAUCAAUUAAGGAAGCAGCAGAAUGAAGGUAACGUCUUUAAAAAUUUCCUAGAAGGGGAUAUAAACUUCCCACCAACAUAUAAAUAUGAUUUAUUCAGUGAUGACUAUGAUACCAGUGAAAAAUGUAGAGCUCCAGCGUGGACAGAUAGAGUUUUAUGGAAAAGAAAACCCAUAUCUGAAUCUGGAAGUCCAACUAAUAUUUCUUAUGGUAAAUUGGUUCAUUAUGGAAGAGCAGAAUUGAAACAGAGUGACCACAGACCAGUUAUUGCAAUAAUCGAUGUUGAAGGGAGGAAGGUGAAUGAAUCAUUACGUGAUCAAGUAUUCUACCAAGUUAUAGCCGAUAUGGGUCCACCAGAUGGCACUCUUAUCGUUACUUAUGAGGGUCCUAACAACGAUAUGGAAAAUACAGUGUUUGACGAUAACUUAGUAAUGAUUCUCUUAGAACAAUUUUCUCAGAUCGGUGAGACCAUUCUAGUAAGAUUUGUCGGUGACACUAUGUGGGUGACAUUCAGAGAAGGCCAGUCUGUUCUUCAAACUCUCAAAAAAACCAAUGGUAAGAUUCAAGUUCAGGAGUAUGAUUUGACGUUAAGACUGAAAACUCCUAACUGGGUGCAGCAAGCUAAAGAUGAAAUUGGGCUGUGUUCAACUAAUACUGUUCCUUUAUACAUAUCGCCAACCCAAGAGGAGUACAAUUGCCUAGGUAUUCCUGAAGUAAGAAGGAAUGUAAGAACAGGUCCUCCUAUAAGACCACCUCCUCCAAAUAAAUCUCCUCAAACGCCUAAGAAAAAUUUACCAAUAGCUGGAGUGAUAAGUAUUCCUGCAAGGAAUGUACCAGCUCCAGUUCAAUCUCAAACAGGGCAGAAACUCGAAGAAACAGGUAUUUAUGAGGAAAUAGUAGAUGAUUAUGCUGACAGUAUCCCGGAGCCUGUAGGUCCUCCUCCUCCACCCCCAAGGCCCGAACCAGCCAAUGAGAGGCCACCUCCACCUGUACCAGCAAGAUCAGCUCCACCCCCACCUCUACCAGCUAGACCACGAUCUUAAGAAAGCAUUUAGUGUUGUAUGGGCCUAAUCGAAUUUAGACAUACAAUACUCUAGUCAAAUUUAAAAGCAGUAUUGUUAUUGUCAUUCCUAUAUUUUAAUUUUCUUGCCUUUGACUGUGAAUUUGUUUGGCUGUUAUAGAUUUUAUCUUAUUUAAUCUAUGUAUAGGAGUGUCAAGUGUAGAAUAAUUUGUUUAUAUUUGUACAUUCCAAUCGGCAAUAUUAUAUAUGUGAUGGAGAGCAAAGAACAAAGGGGCACAAAGGGUUUCUGGAUAGAUGUAGAUUUUUGUCCUAGCAGUUUUAUACAACAUGCUGACUGGGGAACUUGAUGUUUGUUGUUCUGUAUUAAUUUUUGUAGAUUUUCAUCAGAAUUUCUAAAAGGUUUCAUAUGAUUAUAGUUUCGUAUAUGAAAUAUAUUGUGACUUGUUACGAAAUUUUAUUCUUUGUUAUGUCUAGGAAGCAUUUUAAAUCUGUAUAUUUUAUGUUGAAGUAUUAUUAGUGUAAUUAUAAGAAUUCUACAGCUUUGGUGGAAAAACUAAAUGAAGGCUGCUUGCUCCUAGGAUAAUAAUACUAUAUGUAAUAUAGAUUUUACUUAAUACUCCAAUUUAAAAACAAUAAAAUCAUAUUAUUGAUGUAAUAUUAGAGAACAUUAAAAAAGUUAAAUCAUA